AUGUCAGAAGAAGCCGUAGCCCUAGUAGUUGACAAUGGAAGUGGAAUGGUGAAGUCCGGAUUGGCAGGUGACGAUGCACCUAAGUGUGUAUUUCCAUCAAUUGUGGGAAGACCCAAAAUGCCAAAUAUAAUGGUAGGCAUGGAACAGAAAGAAUGCUACGUAGGCGAUGAAGCACAAAACAAGAGAGGAAUACUAACCCUAAAGUACCCAAUUGAACAUGGAAUAGUAACCAACUGGGACGACAUGGAGAAAAUAUGGCACCAUACAUUUUAUAACGAGUUAAGAGUUUCUCCUGAAGAGCAUCCAGUCCUGCUGACAGAAGCACCUUUGAACCCGAAGACGAAUAGAGAGCGCAUGACGCAAAUUAUGUUUGAGUCCUUUGACGUACCGGCUAUGUAUGUCAGCAUUCAGGCCAUUUUGUCCCUGUACGCUUCUGGAAGGACAACGGGAAUCGUGCUGGACAGCGGCGACGGAGUGAGCCACACCGUUCCAAUUUACGAGGGCUAUGUGCUUCCGCACGCAAUCAACAGAGUCGACAUGGCGGGGAGAGAUUUGACCUACCACAUGAUGAAGCUGUUCACAGAAAGGGGACACACAUUCACAACAACGGCAGAAAGAGAAAUCGUUCGAGACAUAAAGGAAAAACUAUGUUAUAUUGCACUAGAUUAUGAUGAAGAAUUAAAAAAAUCAGAGGAACAUUCCGACCAGAUAGAAGAAAUAUAUGAAUUGCCCGAUGGAAAUUUAAUAACCGUAGGUAGCGAAAGGUUCAGAUGCCCAGAAGCAUUAUUUAAUCCAACGUUAAUAGGAAGAGAAUGUCCAGGACUACACAUCACAGCUUACCAAAGUAUAAUGAAAUGUGACAUUGACAUAAGAAAAGAAUUGUACAGUAAUAUUGUUCUAAGUGGUGGCACUACUAUGUAUAAUAAUAUUGGGGAAAGAUUGACGAAAGAAAUGACCAACUUAGCUCCGUCUUCCAUGAAAAUUAAAGUUAUUGCACCACCUGAGAGGAAGUACUCCGUGUGGAUAGGAGGGUCCAUUUUAUCGUCAUUGUCCACCUUUCAGCAGAUGUGGAUAACCAAGGAGGAGUACGAGGAAGCUGGGCCUAGCAUCGUUCACAGGAAGUGCUUUUAA
Plasmodium cynomolgi strain B is the source of this 1131-nucleotide messenger RNA. Its product is annotated as actin II. The transcript has 2 exons. The record is from RefSeq and is a predicted model, not a curated record. NCBI's taxonomy places the organism in Eukaryota, Apicomplexa, Aconoidasida, Haemosporida, Plasmodiidae. The coding region runs from base 1 to 1131 and encodes 376 amino acids.